AUGUCCGCCGCCAUGACGAAGACAAAGUCACCACUGGGCAAGUACGUGCGUGCCAUCCGAGACUCUCCCCAGGGACUUUUCAACUGGCGGCUCAUCAUGACCGUUGCAAUGUAUGCUUUGGGCGGCAUGCCUAAAGGCUGGGAUGAAGGCAGUACGGCAUCUAUUACACAGUUGAAGAGUUUUCAACGGGAGUUCGGUAUCACUCCAUCCAAGAACCCGGACCAAAUAUCCAACAUCGUAUCCUUCGUCAACUUGACAGCCGGUAUCUUCGCCUUCCUCUCAUUUCUUAUCAACGAUAGACUGGGCCGUAUCUGGUCGUACCGUCUGUACAUGAUCGUCUACGCCAUCGGCAACCUGAUCGAGACCUUCGCCUACGGUAGCCUUCCUGUACUAUAUAUUGGACGGCUCGUCGCGGGCGCAGGCAUCGGUGCUCUCACAGUAAUUGGGCCUAUGUCCAUCGUAGAGAUCGCCCCUGCAACAACUCGCGGUCUCAUGGCUCUCUGGUUCAACGUCUGCAUGCUGUCAUCUCAGAUGCUGGGCAUCUUCGUUGUCUUCGGCUGCAACUUGCAUAUCGACCCAAAGCUCAACUUGCAAUACCAGAUCCCAUUUUUUGUUCAAUGCUUUGUGCCGGCGAUCGGUAUAGUCAUGUCUCUCUUCCUCUACGAGUCACCAAGAUGGCUCUGCCUCCGCGGCAGGAAUGACGAAGCACUUGCGGCGCUGACUUCGCUUCGCGGACUGGCCCAAGAUCACCCUUACCUGCGAGAUGAAUGGCACAGAAUGAGCACGCAGAUCGCCCAUGAGCAAGCGGAAUAUGGCGACCAGGGCUAUUUCUCUCUCUUCCGUGAGACCUUUUGCGUGAAGUCAAAUCUUCGACGCGUGCAGCUCACUGUGUUCGCUUAUAUCCUCGCACAAUUCUCUGGAGCAAACUCCGUCACCAACUAUCUGCCUGAGAUCUUUGGUAUCAUCGGAGUCAAGUCCACGAGCGUCAAGGUCUACGCCUCCGGCCUCUAUGCUCUAGCUAAGCUCGUUUGCUGCUUGGUUGCCUCGCUAUUCUUCGUCGAUGUCAUUGGUCGCCGCAAGUCUCUGAUGACUGGCAUCACCAUCCAGAUGCUGUGUCACUCAUACUUGGCCGGAUACCUCAACUACUUUGUCCAUGAUGCAGACUCCGUGCCGACGGGAGCAUCAGAUGCAGCAAUCGGUGCUAUUUAUGUACACGCUCUCGGAUGGGCGAUCGGGCUGUACACGCUUCCCUAUCUAUUCGGUGCUGAGCUGUGGCCGAAUAGGAUUCGUUCCUUCGGCGGUGCUUUGUCUCAAGGUUUCCACUGGCUAUUCUACUUCGCCAUCACAAAGGCAACUCCGGCGCUGCUCAACUCUAUGGACCAGUGGGGAGCUUUUGUCUUCUUCGUCGCUUGGUGCAUCGUCGCUCUAGUCUAUGCUUUCAUCAUGGUACCCGAAACGGCUGGUCGCGAGCUCGAGAAUAUCGAUACCUUAUUUGAACACCCAUGGUACAUGAUGAGGAGGUUUGCGUAUGCACAAGACCCAUUUAAUGACAAAAACCUGUCAGAGUCCGCACGUUCCCAAGACCGCGUCGAUGAGGAGAAGACGACUGGAGCUUACGCCGAAAUGGUGGAAGCCGCCGACGGGGUGCAAUACUUGAAAUGA
Diaporthe amygdali is the source of this 1662-nucleotide messenger RNA. Its product is annotated as Quinate permease. Bases 1 to 1662 code for a protein of 553 amino acids. Gene Ontology annotation, biological process: carbohydrate transport; transmembrane transport. Lineage: Eukaryota; Fungi; Ascomycota; Sordariomycetes; Diaporthales; Diaporthaceae. The transcript has 4 exons. Gene Ontology annotation, cellular component: membrane. The record is from RefSeq and is a predicted model, not a curated record. Gene Ontology annotation, molecular function: carbohydrate:proton symporter activity.